Molecule: messenger RNA, 1465 nt
Organism: Oncorhynchus masou masou (cherry salmon)
Lineage: Eukaryota; Metazoa; Chordata; Actinopteri; Salmoniformes; Salmonidae
Product: paired box protein Pax-8-like
Exons: 11
Coding region: 44-1465 (473 amino acids)
Biological process (GO): regulation of transcription by RNA polymerase II; anatomical structure development
Molecular function (GO): DNA-binding transcription factor activity, RNA polymerase II-specific; RNA polymerase II cis-regulatory region sequence-specific DNA binding
Source: RefSeq, a predicted model, not a curated record
GAGAGGAAUCUAGAGGUCAGAACCAGGAUUGAGAACAUCUAGAAUGUGGAAGACUUACACAGAGCUGUCUAGACCAGAGGCUGUCAAAUUUCUAGCUAGAUCCGACUUAAUUGGUCAUGGGGGUCUUAACCAACUAGGCGGAAUGUUUGUGAACGGCCGUCCCCUUCCGGAGGUGAUCCGGCAGCGCAUCGUAGACAUGGCCCACCAGGGCGUGCGUCCCUGUGACAUCUCCCGGCAGCUCCGUGUCAGCCACGGCUGUGUCAGCAAGAUCCUGGGGCGCUACUACGAGACUGGCAGCAUCAAGCCAGGAGUGAUUGGGGGUUCCAAGCCCAAGGUGGCCACUCCUAAAGUGGUUGAUAAAAUAGCAGAUUACAAGCGUCAGAACCCCACAAUGUUUGCCUGGGAGAUCAGAGACAGGCUCCUGGCAGAGGGGGUGUGUGACAGUGACACCGUGCCCAGUGUUAGCUCCAUCAACAGAAUAAUCCGAACCAAGGUGCAGCUGCCUUUCAACCUGCCUCUGGAUGGAAAAGGCCUAAGCCCAGGACACACACUAAUCCCCAGUUCAGCUGUCACUCCCCCAGAGUCGCCCCAGUCCGACUCCCUGGGCUCCACCUACUCCAUCAGUGGCCUGCUGGGAAUACCACAGCCCAGCCAAGAGGGCAAGAGGAGCCAUGAUGACAGUGACCAGGAGAGCUGUAGACACAGUGUGGACUCUCAGGGCAGCGCAGGCGUUCCUAGGAAGCAGCUGAGACCGGAGCACUUCCCCCCGCAGCACCUGGACUGUGGCUUUGACCGCCACCACUAUCCACCAGACUUCAGCUCUGCAGCAGCCAGCAAGACCGAGCAGACUGUGUACCCUCUAUCGCUCAUCAAUGGCAGUCUAGAAGACGGGAAGACCAGCCUCUCAACAUCGAGUGCUGCUAUUGGUCGGAAUCUGGCAGCGCACCAGGGUUACACUGUUGUGACAGACCCCCUACAGCCCCUCACGCUUUGUCUGAAACAGGAAAUGUCCCCGGAGGUGACCAGCACAAGCCCCUCCCUAAAUGCGAUGGCCAACUCUGCCUUCCUAGAGCUGCAGUCAUUGCAAGCCCCUGUCACUGUCAGUAGCAGCUGCAGCAGCUCCAACCAUUUCCCUCAUGCGUUCAACUCAUUCUCCCAUCAUGCACCAGUGUACGGCCAUUUCAGCAGCCAGUCUCUCAUAGCAGGGCGGGAUAUGGUGAGCUCCACUCUCCCUGGCUACCCUCCUCACAUCCCCUCCAGUGGCCAGACAGGCUACUCAUCCUCGGCCAUCACUGGCAUGGUAGCAGGUGCAGACUAUUCUGGUCAGACCUACACUCACUCCCCCUACACCUCCUACAGCGAAGCUUGGAGAUUCACCAACUCCAGCAUUCUCGGUUCGCCCUAUUACUAUAGCUCAGCCUCCCGCACUGCUCCACCAUCCACUGCAGCCUACGACCAUCUCUAG